Molecule: messenger RNA, 3201 nt
Organism: Chelonia mydas (Green sea turtle)
Lineage: Eukaryota; Metazoa; Chordata; Testudines; Cheloniidae
Gene: MCOLN3
Product: mucolipin TRP cation channel 3
Exons: 14
Coding region: 119-1849 (576 amino acids)
Cellular component (GO): plasma membrane; lysosomal membrane
Molecular function (GO): NAADP-sensitive calcium-release channel activity
Source: RefSeq, a predicted model, not a curated record
GCUAACAAGAUCGCCCUGAGGAGUUUGCCGAGGGGCAGGUUAUAUAAGUAAUGUGUCAGGGCUACUGUUAAAUAAGUAAGUAUAUCAGUCCCUGCCCUGGGGAAAUAGCUAAGCGGUCAUGGAGGAGACAGGCACAGGAGCAGACUGCGAAAUGCAGUUUUUCUAUUGUUAUCCUCCAAAAGAAAUGGAAAAUGCUGAUGUGGUUGUAAGCAGCUGCAGCUCCCAUGAUGAUGAUGAUCUUUACAGCUACAAACGACACCCAUCUGUUUCACAAGAGCUGCUUUUGGAAGACCAGCUUAGAAGGAAACUUAAAUUUUUUUUCAUGAACCCAUGUGAGAAAUUUUGGGCCAGGGGCAGAAAACCUUGGAAACUUGGGAUUCAGCUUCUAAAAAUAGUGAUGGUUACCAUCCAGUUAGUAGUUUUUGGGUUAAGCAAUCAAAUGGUCGUUACCUUUAAGGAGGAGAACACUGUGGCAUUCAAGCACCUCUUCUUGAAAGGAUAUACAGAGAGAAUGGAUGAUACCUAUGCUGUAUACACACAAACAGAUGUCUAUGACCAGAUCUUCUUUGCAAUAAACCAGUACUUACAGCUGCGCCACAUAUCUGUUGGAAAUCAUGCUUAUGAGAGGAGAGGAGCAGAACAAACAGCUAUGGCAAUCUGUCAACAGUUCUACAAGCGAGGCAGCAUCUGUCCUGGAAAUGACACCUUUGAUAUCGACCCCAACAUUGAAACUGAAUGUUUCUAUGUUGAGCCAAUGAUGCCCUUGGAAAACAGAACACUGGGAAAGCACGAGUUCAAUUUCACUCUGGACUUCCAUAGACUUGUAACAGUACAGCUUACCUUUAAACUGAAAGCAGUCAAUCUCCAGACAGUUCGUCACCAUGAACUCCCGGACUGUUAUGACUUUACUUUGACAAUAGUGUUUGAUAACAAAGCACAUAGUGGAAGAAUUAAAAUAAGUCUGGACAAUGAUAUUGGCAUCAGGGAAUGUAAAGACUGGCACGUUUCUGGAUCGAUACAAAAGAAUACUCAUUACAUGAUGAUCUUUGAUGCCUUUGUCAUAUUGACUUGUUUAGCCUCUUUGAUCCUCUGCACACGAUCAGUGGUUAAAGGAUUUCGGCUCCAAAGGGAAUUUGUAAGUUUUUUCCUACAUCAUUAUAAGAAAGAAGUAUCUUUCACUGAUCAAAUGGAAUUUGUCAAUGGGUGGUACAUCCUGAUUAUUGUUAGUGAUGUCUUAACUAUUGUUGGCUCAACACUAAAAAUGGAAAUACAAGCAAAGAGUCUGACCAGUUAUGAUGUCUGUAGUAUUCUCCUAGGAACCUCAACCAUGCUUGUGUGGCUUGGAGUUAUUCGAUACCUAGGUUUCUUUCAGAAGUAUAAUCUGCUUAUUCUGACACUACGGUCAGCAUUGCCCAAUGUCAUUAGAUUCUGCUGUUGUGCUGCUAUGAUCUAUCUGGGCUAUUGUUUCUGUGGCUGGAUUGUACUAGGGCCAUAUCAUGUUAAGUUCCGUUCUCUGAACAUGGUUUCAGAAUGCCUUUUCUCACUUAUAAAUGGAGACGACAUGUUUGCCACAUUUGCAAAAAUGCAGCAGAAAAGUUACUUGGUUUGGUUAUUCAGUCGGCUUUACCUCUACUCCUUCAUCAGCCUGUUCAUCUAUAUGGUGCUAAGUCUUUUCAUUGCACUGAUCACCGAUACAUAUGAAACAAUUAAGCAUUACCAGCAAGAUGGCUUUCCAGAGACGGAACUCCAUGACUUUAUAUCACAGUGUAAAGACCUACCAAACUCAGGCCGAUACAGAUUAGAAGAGGAGAGUCCUGUGUCGAUCUUCUGUUGUUGUAAACGGUCCUAAUGAAGAUAUUUACAAGAAUGUGGGAAUGUAUUCUGGAGACUUUUUAAAACCGCACACUAAUCACAAGAACUGGAUAGAAAAAAUAGCUGGAAAAUUCCUGAACUUAAAGCUCAAACUUUCUUUUCUUUAAAAUAGUAUAAACUUGUUACAGAAGUUUGUGAAACUUGGACCUCUAAUUGACCAUUAUCUCUAGUUUAGUUUAGGUUGUAUUUUUCUAAGCAUAUGCUCUAAUUGUCUGAUGAUCUAGUUAGAAUUGCACUGGAAUGCAAAGGGCAUUAUGAAACUGGCUAUGCACUGUGAUCUGGCUAGACUAGACUAUUCAAUAGUAUUUCUCCAAUAGAUCCAAAAGUUACAGCUGGACAAUGGCAACGUCAAACAAAAACUGGUCCUCAACACUACAGGCUUUAUGUAUGGAGUAGCAUUCAUUUACUGAGUUACAGCACUACUUACCAAAGGCCUUUGGUUUCUUCAGAUUUUCUAUUUACCUACAGUAAUAGUAAAAAAUCAACCCAAACUGAGUUUCAGGAAAACACAUUAGAUAAACUGCCGCUGGAGACAGUGUUGUGGGUUAACGUAAAUGUUCAAAUCUGGCUCAGGGCAUAAACUAAGUGGGCAUUUGUGCAAACAAGCCAUACCACCUGACAUGACCGGCAGUCUCUUCUCAGAGAGGCCAGAGUAUAUAGCCAGGGAUAGGGAGGUCAGGUUGAAGUGUGGUGGCAGAGAUGAGUGGGGGAACCUUACAUAGCUUACUACACACACCACUGGGUAGGACCAGGCAUGUAGCCUUUCACGUCUCUUAACAGAAUGCUGACUUACAUUUUUAAAGAAUAAAGGUGAGGUAAGGGAGAAAAUAAACAUAACAGCAACAAAAGUACUUCCAAAAUAUUAAUUUUUAUUUAAAUGUUUCCUCCUUGUAUACUAGACCUUAGACUAUUUCUGGAGUCUAAAUUAGAUGUAUGGAGAUUUUGACUGCCAGAUAUUGGAAAGUGGAUAUUUGACAGCUAUUAUCUGCAGUAGUCACAAAGGUCCUCUGUGGAAUUUUGUUAUGAUACAGUACUUCAAAUAUUGCAAUUCUGAGCUAUUAAGCAGUCCGUCCUCUUGCUUUGGAACCGGAUUUUUAUUGAAGCUUUAUUCUCCAUAAUCUGUUCACUUGGGAAGCAGAACAGAAAAAUGGAGGAGCAUAUUUUAGAUGAUUGCAUGUGUAAGAGCAAAAAUCCUAUAGGUGUAGUAAACUGUACAGUGAAAUGUUCUUUAUAUACUAUGUACAAAUUUGGAAGAUGCUAAAUAUGUUCAGUCUGAAUGUUUACAUUUUGUAGGAAAGUGCUGACAUAAACAUUUGCAAUUGAAGUAAA